This is a messenger RNA of Spirometra erinaceieuropaei, 7797 nucleotides long. NCBI's taxonomy places the organism in Eukaryota, Metazoa, Platyhelminthes, Cestoda, Diphyllobothriidea, Diphyllobothriidae. The record is from the annotation of a GenBank genome assembly.
AUGAACAUUUUCCCACCUCAGCAUACAUACAGUGAGUGACCGAUCUCAUGAAGCGUUGGCUGAAAUUCUGAAAUGCGUUUUCGAUUGGGAAGGAUUACUUGAUCGCGGUUGUGAUACUGAUUAUCUUAACUCAUACUGUUAUAACAUUUAAGACUUGGCAGGAUAUCGGCUUUUAAGUGCACUUCUUUUCAAUCUCCUGUAGAAAGCAUACUCGGUAAAAAAUGACUACUUAAGAAGCAUGCAUUUUUUCCAUUGAUUUUCAAUGGUCUUGGAAAUUCAAAUAUAUUUCAUAGAAACCAUAAACAAAAAUAGGCUUUCUUCUAAUCAAUCAAUAGAGCAUCACGUCUUCUUUAUAUUUUAUAAUUAAGGAAGGAGUGUAAUUAGGUUUUAAAAAAGUUUCUAAUAAUGAGACUUUUUAAGACCGCGAAAUGUCCGUUCACAUAGAAUCGCACCUGGCCGUUUACCACUGCUCCUCAUGAAAUGUACAACAUGGUCCGCAUCCAUUGCAACAUUUUAUGGACUCUCUAUGAUAUCUCUUUAAUGGCAUAGAAAAAUAUGUAAUUUUCUUUACGCGGAACGCAUGCACUUUGUGGAGGGAAAUCACUAAGCGCUAAUACAACGAAUGAGCAGGCUCCAAAUUAUUCGGCAAUUGGAAAACUUUUUUACAACCUAAUUAUACUCCUUCCUUAAGUAUAAAAUAUAAAGAAGACGUGAUUCUCUAUUGAUUGACUAGAAAGAAGCCUAUUUUUGUUUAUGGCUUCUAUGAAAUAUAUUUGAAUUUCCAAGACCAUUGAAAAUCAAUGGAAAAAAUGCAUGCUUCUUAAGUAGUCAUUUUUUACCGAGUACGCUUUCUACAGGAGAUUGAACAGAAGUGCACUUAAAAGCUGACAUCCUGCCGAGUCCGAAAUGUUAUAAGAGUAUGCCUUAAGAUAAUCAGUAUCACAACCGCGAUCAAGUAAUCCUUCCCAAUCGAAAACGCAUUUCAGAAUUUCAGCCAACAUUUCAUGAGAUAGGUCACUCACUGUAAGUCGGCAAUUUAUUUAGGCGCAUCCACUCAGUUUGUGUCAUUUACUAGUGCAGCAAAUUAUAAAACAAUAAUUUAACCCACACGCACCUAUGGCAUCACAUAUGCUUAUAUUUUUCAAUAAUUCACGAUGUGUAGAUGGGUCGCUGACUGGCUUUAUAAGAGACCUCUACGUCCCCAGGCAACAUCCAAACUAACCCCUCUUCCGUCUUCGUCAUUUAAUUAAACGUGCAAGGUACAUAGUUCUGCAAUUUGAUAGAAGUCUGCUGUUUUUUAAUUACAAUGGGGAAACACGUUUGCCUACUCUGAAAAGUCGCUUUGUGAUUGACGGUAUUUUUGUUUUGUCUGCUACACUUCCUUCUUCGAUAAAUCGAAGUUUUUUUCAUUGAAAAAAAAUUUCUGGAGCACGCUUUCCUGCUCACGUCUGGUCCAUGUAUAUCCACGUGUAAAAUACCUAUUAAAGGUAAAAACACGACCCCACCGAUCCCUUCAAGCUUAAACAUAUCGUACGGAGAUUUAACAUGACAGUCCAAUUCAGUAUAAAUAGACCCACUCCUCCGGCGUAGGAGAGAAGUCAUCCGAAGUGCAUUCUACUGUUUGUGGACACGAAGAGCAAAGACCAAUCUCUGUGAGUCUGCAAUCUUUCAGUUUACCAUAUUGUCUAUUUCAUUUGCAUGCGCUUUAAUGCCAGCGAGAGUGUUUAAUCGUUAACUUGCUAUAUUUUUAAAAGCAUAACGCGAUCCAUCAUGCAACAGGUUGGAAAGAACACGUCAACAACACUAUUGCGAAAAGCCCGAUUAUGCUAUGCUAGUGGUGAGGACUCAAAAUAUGCAGAAAGGGGAUGCUUGCUUAAACAUUUAUAGAAUAUGAGCUUUGGAUCAAACUGACAAGUGGAAUUAGCAAAUGAUUUAGUAUGAAAAAUGUCAGAGAGUUGGAAAAAAACAACCAACCUGAGAUGGAACUAGUAGGAUGGUGACGGAAUUAUGCCAACCCAUGACACUCAACUGUUACUUACAGCCGGUAUCCAUGUUUAAUUAGAUUAAGAAAUCUGAACCAACUGAAAAUACUACGAAUGGCAGAACAUAUUCAUCCCGAGGCAACUAACUGAGUAAAUAAACUGACCACACAUUCCCACAAUGAAUUAGUUCACAAUAAAAGGAAAAGUUAAAGAAACCGAUGGACAUCAUAUAAGACCUCAAGGAUACGCUGCAGCAUAAGCUGCGCAUCGGAAGCGUGUGAAAAACCACAACUGUCCGACCGUCGUUGCGGACGAUGCCAUCGUGCGCCCUACAACUAGGUUAGAGCAGGCACGGUGACUUGUGCGUGAGUCAGUUUAUAGCGGUAGUAGACUUCCAUAGUAUCUGCCACACUUGCUCAUCCUGCUUACCACAUUGACUCGGUGUCAAGGCAGAGUCAAGAAGAGGUCGGAGGAAAAGGGGGAACCGGCUGAAAAUAACCAAGAGUGCCAAAAACCGUACAGAAAAACAAAGUAUUUUAUCUGUUAGCAGCAUUGGAAGGAGCAAGUGCUUAGGUGUUUAAUAUGGUAGUUACUUUAAGCACGCGCAUGCUGCGGGGAAAGUUAUAUGACCUAUGAGCCGAGGUUCAUACAUUAGUAACUUAUAUAAACAAAUGUUACUUACAGGUUCACAGCAGUAUCAUGACAAUGAUGAGUUUUAGCAAGUGAUAUCAAGACGACAACGGCCGGACGGCAUUGUGAUGCGCACUGCGGUGUAGACCCAGUUUCCUUUUAAAAGGUUAUACGGGUGCAGAAAUAACAAUAUCGCUUUAUAUGUUCAUUUACGUCAAGCUUUGCACAACAUAGUGAACAAUAAUUUCUGUCAGUCUUUUGAUUAAUUCAGAAAAGUAUUUGGGCCGAGUAUCACUGCUAAAGAUGAUUAGUAUUUGCCUCAUAUUUAACUAGUAAUUAUUUUCUCUAGGGAAAAAUGCGAUCACAGUCCUGGAUCAUUUGUGCCCUUCUGCUGCUGCUAUAUACCAAAAGCAACUUUGGCCUCCCCCAAAAUUUUAUCAAUAUUAUCAUGGAAUAUCACAACCUCGCGAGAAAAUCUGUACAUCCGACUGCGUCAGAUAUGCAGACACUGGUGAGUACAAACAUCUGAGUGGAAACGGAUGGGAUGCAACCCUCCCCCCUAAAGCAACGAUUCUGAUACUGUUAUUUUCUUUCAGACUUACGACACCAAGUUGGAGGCAUUGGCUCAGGAUUGGGCGAAACUCUGUAAGAUGGUACACCCUAGCAAGGAUAAUUUAAAAUACAAGCCGUACGGACAAAAUCUGGCUGCUAGUGGCAAUCGAGAGCUUAUCGAUAGUCUUCACGUUGCAUUGACUGGAUGGUACGCGGAGAGGGGCUACUAUCUCACUGCGUAUAAUUCUUGUUCAAAAGAGCCCUGUGGACAUUACACCGCGGUAGGCGCAGCCACAUACCAUUGGAUUAGUAGAUUUCAAGGUCUUUGUUGAUUGUUCUUUUGAGCUUAUUCACAGUAUCUUUUAUCUCCCACGACAGAUGAUUUGGGCAAACACAACCAAAGUAGGCUGUGCAUACGCUAGGUGCGACAACUUAUUCAACACGAAGUCAUAUCUGUGGGCAUGCCAAUACGAGCCCAGGCAAGUUCUCCUUUUCGAUAGUUUACUUACGGGAUGUUGCAUGAUUGCAUGACUGCCUAAAUAUGCUCGAACGUCGCAGAUGAGGGAAAUUGCCCUGGUGAAGUUGGCUGACGUCUUGUGAGACUAGAUGAUCUUAUGGCACACGACUGACGACCUACGGCAGUGAGACAUGCAUUCGCUCGCAGUGGGCGUCGGUUAGCAGUGGCCGCCCAGUGUGACUACAUUUGAUGCCGUUGUUGUAAUCCGCAGAAUAGAGCUGACAGGAAAAUUUCCAAGGUGCUUGAAACUCAUAUAAAAAUAAGGAGAUUGUUUAAAGGCUGAGCAUAGCACUAAUCGGACAAUUUCGCGCUGGCCUUUGAGAAUUGCGCCGAUAAUACUUUGCUGACAGAUUAUUUAAUCUGUCCGCGUUGUGAUUUUGAUGAUAUAGCCUGUCUUUUUCGUAAAUUGUGAACUGCAUGCGCAUGUGCUGCAUUAUCAUCCAUAUGCUUCCUGGGUAAAUAUUCCAAAUUUAGCCUGACAUUUAUGGAUUUACUACUUUAAGGUAAUUUCAUGACAUGCUAUGACAAUGCCAAGAUAUACAGUGGAUGUGCUAACUCAUGAAAUGUUAACCAAAAUUUCGAAAUGCGUUCUCGUUUCAAAAAGAUUAAUUAAGUAGUGUUGUAAAACUUAUCAGGACACAGCAUAGAUCUGUAAUAAUCCAGGUACCUCAGGGUGUCGGCUUUCGAAGGAACUUUUGUUUCGGCUGCAUGCAAGAUCUAUACUCUGCAAAAAUGGCUACUUAUGUUGCUUGAAAUUUUCUCAUUGAUUUUCGAUGCCCUUGAAAAUUCAAUUAUAUUUCAUUCUUUUACUUAUUCGAUAGAACAUCACAUCUUUUUCCAACUUCACACUCAAAAGAAGAAUGUAAUUUGGUUUUAAAAAAACUUUUCUAAUUCCUGAAUAAUUUUGAAGCCGACCUGCUGUUACACUUGCAUUCAGGGUUUCAAAACUACAAGCCGUAUCUUUUCCGUGUACGGAAAACCUUGCAUUUCUCUACGGUGUUAAGAAGAAACCAUAUGAGGUUCAUAAAAUUAAGCAGUGGAUUUGAGUGGAUUUGUACAUGCAGAUACAUGACGUUGCAUGAACGACCAUUUAACGGUAUUAAAAAAUCUUACAAUUAGAAACUUUUUAAAACCGAAAUAUACUCUUCUUUUGAGUAUAAAAUUGGAAGAAGACGUGAUUUUUUACCAAAUAAGUAAAAGAAUGAAUAUUGGUAUGCAUGUAUUCCACGAAAUAUAAUUGAAUUUUCAAGGGCAUCGAAAAUCAAUUAGAAAAUUUCAAGCAACAUAAGUAGUCAUUUUUUGCAGAGUAAAGAUCUUGCAUGCAGCCGAAACAAAAGUUCCUUCGUAAGCCGACACCCUGUGGUAUCUGGAUCACUAUAGAUUUAUGCUGCAUCAUGAUUAUUUUUACAACACUACUUAAUUUAUCUUUUCGGAACGAGAACGCAUUUCGAAAUCUUGUUGACAUUUCAUGAGUGAGCACAUCUACUGUGCUUAUACAGUAAACAGUCUAGGAAGCCUCUGGAUUUCCGAAGAUACGUGCAUUCACCCAACUCUUUGAAUAUAUUGCCGACUGAAGAUAUUUGAGUAGUAAAACUAAUAUACUUUUGAAGCGACCGCAUACAAAGUCCCCGGAGUGGGCGAACUUCUGUUAAGUUUUCACAAUAAAAUAAUAAAGCCCAGAAAUGUAUUUUAACGGACGGCAAAUAUAUGUUUAACCCUGCCUACGGUAGAAGUGCAGUGAUACAAUCUGUCAAGCGACAUACCGAAGACUGUUCGUAAUUUAAAGGUAGUAAUGAAGUAGUAUUGUGGAUCUGAUUUUAGUCCAGCAUAUACGCAAGGUAUUUCAGCGCCUUAAGGAUGGGAGCCUUGGAAGGAGUUUCAUUUCGGCUGUCUGAAAAAGCUUCACGCUGAAAAUUACUUCUUAUGGAUUAGGAAUUUUUCCCACAGUUUUCACUACCAACAGUAUCUGCAGUAGAUAUGUCAUGUUAUAAUCUGUCAACUUGAAUUCUGAAGGCUGUUUGUAAUUUAAAAACCGCACUUUAGAAGUUUUGUGAUGUUAUUUUUUGUCCAGAACGAUCGCAAAGUGCUUCAGGCUGUUUAAGCUGCGGGCUACAGAACGAGCCUUAUUUCGGCCGUCUGUGAGAGCUACACAACAAUAUUACCGCUCGUGCAUUAUGAGUUUUUCUCAUUGAUUUUUGCAUGUUAAAUUUAUUUUAAACAAUUUAUGCCUAAAGAUAUUUAUUUGAUUAAAAUAUUACCGUCUCCUUAAGUUACUGCUUUAAGAAACGGUAAAGUCUGGUUUUAGGACGGUUUUCAAUACCCACAUACAGUGAGUGACCUAUCUCAUGACAUGUUGGCUAAAAUUCUGAAAUGCGUUUUCGAUUAAGAAGGAUUACUUGGUCGCGGAUGUGAGGCAGAUUAUCUUAAGGCGUACUGUUAUAACAUUUCGGACUUGAUAGGAUGUCGGCUUUUAAAUGCAAUUCGUAACCAAUUUCCUGUAGAAAGCGUGCGCGGUAACAAAUGACUACUUAAGUAGCAUGCAUUUUUCCCGUUGGUUUUCAAUGGUCUUGGAAAUUCAAAUAUAUUUUAUAGAAACCAUAAACAAAAAUAUGCUUUCUUUCAGGCAAUCAAUAGAGAAUCACGUCUUCUUUAUAUUUUAUACUUCAGGAGGAGUAUACUUAGGUUUCAAAAAAGUUUCUAAUUAUGAGACUUUUUAAGACCGCGAAAUGUCCAUUCACAUUGCAUCGUACCUGGCCGUUUAUAACUGCUCCUCAUGAAAUGUACAACAUGGUCCGCAUUUAUUUCAACAUUUUAUGGACUCUGUAUGAUAUCUCUUUAAUGGCAUAGGAAAAUAUGUAAUUUUUUUACGCGGAAUGCAUGCACUUUGUGGAGGGAAAUCCCUAAGCGCUAAUACAACGAAUGAGCAGGCUCCAAAUUAUUCGGAAAUUAGAAAACUGUUUUAAAACCUAUUUAUAAUCCUUUCUUUAGUAUAAAAUAUAAUGAAGACGUGAUUCUCUAUUGAUUGCCGAAAAGAAAGCAUAUUUUUGUUUAUGCUUUCUAUAAAAUAUAUUUGAAUUUCCAAGACCAUCGAAAAUCAAUGGGAAAAAUGCAUGCUACUUAAGUACUCAUUUUUACCGAGCACACUUUCUACAGGAGAUUGAAAAGAAGUGCCUUUAAAAGCCGACAUUCUGCCGAGUCCCAAUUGUUAUGUGAGUAUGCCGCUAGAUAAUCAGUAUUACAACUGCGACCAAGUAAUCCUUCCUCAUCGAAAACGCCUUUUAGAAUUACAGCCAACAUUUCUUGAGCUCGGUCACUCACUGUAACUUUGAGCCUGACCUACUAUUGCUCUUGCAUUCCGAGUUGUCAAACUAAAUGCCGCAUAUUUCCCUUGUAAGAAAAAUUAUACGUACGCCGUUGAGAUGUCAUAUGGCACGCUAAAUAUUUAGUAAGUGUAGGCCGCGUUGUACACUUUAUAAGCAGUGCCAAUUAAUGGGCAUUCCUUGAUCUUAAAAGACAUAAUUUCCCGCCAAACGUACAUAUGAAGGGAUGCCUUCGAGCAUACAUUCAUCGAAAUAAACUCUAAUUUACAAAAACAUCUAAGACGAUGGUAAAAAUGCCUACUGUAUAAAUAGGCAUUUUUAGAGUGUGGCUUUGGCAGGCGACCCAAGAGAAUCGCGUUCAAAGCUCCACACCUGAAGUGAAUAAAAUAGCUUGUAAUCAUUUUCUAUGACGAUUCAUAUUAUAACAACACUAUUUAAGAAAUAUUUUUGAAUCCAAGACAAUUGUUUUCCUUUGACAUUUUGUAAGGCAGCAGAUCUGCUGCAAACGUUAACGGCCAUCGAGAGAUAAGUGCGCCAACUGUAAAUUGAAUACCAGUUCACAGAACACAUAGGCAGACACUGAUCGCAUUUUAGUACGGUUAACACAAAUCGCCCGGUAGGUAAAAGAAUCUGUAGGAGAAGACGUCACAUGGAAAGAAGAUAUUGUUCUAAUUUGAGUUUCUGCUGUGUUAAAACUUUCAGCGGAAACUGGAUAGGCAAGAUACCGUACAAAUUCGGACGUCCUUGCACGCAAUGCAGAGCCGGACAACAAUGCAAAUUGAAGCAGUGUUAUUAA